Messenger RNA from Amphimedon queenslandica, 873 nucleotides. Its product is annotated as zinc finger BED domain-containing protein 4-like. NCBI's taxonomy places the organism in Eukaryota, Metazoa, Porifera, Demospongiae, Haplosclerida, Niphatidae. The record is from RefSeq and is a predicted model, not a curated record. Bases 1 to 873 code for a protein of 290 amino acids. The transcript has a single exon.
AUGGGUUAUAUCACAGUAACGUGUCACUUCCUGACUGCAGACUGGUCACUACAUUCAGCAGUGUUAUCAACGACGCAUGUGGACCAGUCGCAUACUGCAGUUCACCUUUCAGAAGUGCUAAAGAACAUCACCGAUCAGUGGAACAUAACCAGCAAAGUAGUAUGUGUAACUACCGAUAAUGCUCUAAAUAUCACGAAUGCAGUUUGCCACAACUCCUGGAAGAACUUACCUUGCUUUACUCACGAAAUCAAUCUUGUUGUUACAAACUCACUUUCAGAGUUAACCGAUCUCUCAAGAUUAAUACAGUCAGUGAAAGACAUUGUAAGCUACUUUCACAGGAGUACAAAAGCUUCGGACAAUCUCAAGACUAUACAAGCUCGUCUUAACUUACCAGAACAUAAACUAAUACAGCAUGUAGAAACAAGAUGGAAUAGUGUGUUCUACAUGUUGGAGAGAUAUAUAGAGCAGGACGAAGCCAUUUGUACAGCACUCUGCCUUUUAAAUCGCAAUGAUUUACUUAUUGACGUUGACAAGCUUGUAACGCUCCAAGAAACGGUUGACACGCUACGUCUAUUUGAAGCUGUUACAACAGAGAUGUCAGCUGAAAAGCAUUUGUCAGCCUCUAAGAUGAUACCUAUUACCAAGGCCCAAAUAAAGGUGACAACAGAAACGACAAAUAACUUGGCACUUAAACUUGUCGAUCAUAUGAAGGUCAGGUUCUUGAAUAUGGAGGGAAAUCCCAUACUAGCUGCAGCAACAAUUCUGGAUCCCCGUUUUAAGACCUUUGCCUUUGCUGAUCAGGGAGCAGCAGAGAGAAGUUGGACAGCAUUGGUAGCUCAGUGUGGGUCCCAAACUCAAGUAGAAGACAGCUGA